Messenger RNA from Manis pentadactyla (Chinese pangolin), 5587 nucleotides. RefSeq names its product t-complex 11 like 1 (gene TCP11L1). Lineage: Eukaryota; Metazoa; Chordata; Mammalia; Pholidota; Manidae. Gene Ontology annotation, biological process: signal transduction. The transcript has 11 exons. Bases 402 to 1925 code for a protein of 507 amino acids. The record is from RefSeq and is a predicted model, not a curated record.
CCGUACGGGAACAUGGCGCCGCCCUGCGUGGGUGCACGCCUCCUGGCUAAAAGCUGCCUCCCCUUUCCCGACGCCGAGGAGCGGCCACGUUGGCCGCUACCCACCCGAGCCGGGCGGGGAGGUCCGCCCGCAACGCGGAGAGGGAUGCGGCCUCUGAGGGGCAGAGGCUGAGGAGCCCCUGCCCGCAGCGCGUCGCUCGCCGCCUCCCCCGCGGCGCCGGCCCGCGCCUCAUUCCUGGCCAGAGCUGCAGGAGGGAAAACGCCGACUCCACGGCAGAUAAUUGUGUCAAGUGAGUCUUCUGUUCAGUGUGCAGAAGUGAGUCUCCCAAACCUCUGGAAGCAGUCAACGUUUCUUUUGAUCCCUGGAUUAUCUUUCAGGAAAGUGAAUAAACUUAAUUGAGAAUGUCUGAAAACCUUGACAAGUCCAAUAUAAACAAAGCAGGAAAAUCAAAUGAUUCUGAGCAAGGCCUUGGAGAUGCUGUGGAAGGUUCUGAUGAAGCUUUACAGAAGGAAAGAAAGUCGGGCUCUCCUAGCCCCCAAAGAGUACAAAGACCUCACUCUAGUCCUCCUCGAUUUGUGACAGUAGAAGAACUUCUAGAGACAGCAAAAGGAGUCACUAAUAUGGCUCUAGCCCAUGAAAUUGUAGUAAAUGGAGACUUCCGGAUUAAACCAGUUGAGUUACCGCAAGACAGCUUAGAAAAGAGAGUAAAGGAGAUUGUACAUAAAGCUUUUUGGGAUUGUUUGAGUGUCCAGCUAAGUGAAGACCCCCCAACAUAUGACCAUGCCAUCAAGCUUGUUGGAGAGAUCAAAGAGACUCUCUUAUCUUUCUUGCUGCCUGGUCACACUAGACUGAGAAACCAGAUAACAGAAGUCUUGGAUCUGGAUCUGAUAAAGCAGGAGGCAGAGAAUGGGGCCCUAGACAUUUCCAAGCUGGCAGAAUUCAUUACUGGCAUGAUGGGGACACUCUGUGCACCUGCUCGAGAUGAGGAAGUUAAGAAACUAAAGGACAUUAAGGAAAUAGUGCCCCUUUUCAGAGCAAUUUUUUCUGUGUUGGACCUAAUGAAAGUGGACAUGGCGAACUUUGCUGUCAGCAGCAUUAGGCCACAUCUCAUGCAGCAGUCAGUUGAAUAUGAAAGGAAGAAGUUUCAAGGGCUCUUGGAGAAGCAACCAAAUUCCCUGGACUUCGUCACCCAGUGGCUGGAAGAAGCAGCAGAUGACCUUAUGAAAGAGAAGUAUAAAAAUGCCCUGCCAGCUGGGGGAGAGGCCACGGACUGUGCGGGCAGUCCCGUGCCGAGUCCUGCUGCUGUUCAGAAUCAUGCGUACCUGAAGCUUCUGAAAUGGGACCAUCUCCGGAGACCUUUCCCUGAAACAGUUUUGAUGGACCAGUCCCGCUUCCAAGAAUUUCAGCUCCGGCUGGAGCAGCUGACCAUCCUGGGGGCUGUGUUGCUGGUCACGUUCAGCAUGGCAGCCCCUGGAAUUUCCAGCCAGGCCGACUUCGCUGAGAAACUCAAGAUGAUUGUGGAGAUUCUGCUGACAGAUAUGCAUCUGCCCUCCUUCCAUCUGAAGGAUGCCCUGACUACCAUUGGGGAGAAGGUCUGUGUGGAGGUGAGCUGCUGCCUUUCCCUGCGUGGACUCACACCCUUCACCACGGACAAGGAGAUGGUGCUCAAGGGCCAGAUCCAGGCUGUGGCCAGUCCCAAUGACACCAUCCGCAGGAUUGUGGGUUCCCGCAUCCUGGUCUUCUUAGAAACCUACCUUGCCUCUGGUCAUCAGAAGCCUUUGCCCACAGUACCUGGGGGAUUGGGUCCAGUUCAAAAUGAGCUGGAGGAAGUUGCUAUUAAAUUCGUUCGCCUGGUCAACUAUAACAAGAUGGUCUUCAGUCCCUACUAUGAUGAAAUCCUCAGUAAGAUCCUUGUCAGAUCCUAACACGUAUGUUCCCUCAGCAGCAGUAUUACCCACUCAACUCAGAAUACCUGUUCCCAACUAUAAUGUUCCUUUGGAUAAUGGCUGUUUAGUACAUUUCUAUUUAACAGCACUGAUUCCAAAAGGAAGAAUAUUAUGUAUCACUGUUGAAAAGACUUGUUGAAAAUGUACUGAAUUCUAUUUUGAGGGUUUGUAUUUAUGAGUGAAAGUUUACAAAUCAAAGCUUUUUGUUAUCUUGUGUUUCAUAGGUAGCACUCAGCUUUUGAAUGGUUGACUGUAUCAUGAUUUUAGCUGCCUGUCUCUCCCAGGAGGCUGGGACCUCUCUUCUGUCAUCUGGGUAGUUUUUCAUUCAGAUACCCAGGAGUAUCUGACAGUCCCCUAAGAGUAAAAGAAAUUAAGCCAUGACUGUGCCUGGAUUCACUGUCACAGCCCCCGACUUCUCUCCCUCCAGCUAUUUUUUGGAAGGGCUAUAUAUAGUUUUACUGCCUUUUUCCCCUCUAUUUAUUGCUUUCUUCCUGCCUGGCCUAGCCAGAGCCCCAGAGACCUUUUGUUCUAGAGGAGAGUUACUUGAUUUUAAAAAUAAGCUUAUUCUUUUAAACAAAAUUACUCCUGAGAUUGGAUGAUAACAGUUAUUACUUAUGGGAUCUAGAGAAAGGAAAUCCAUUGACAUCUAGGCCUUGAAAGCUAAGAGGAAAUACAUAUAUUUUUAAAAAUAUAUAUUAGUGUAAUAUAAAAGAAGAUGAAUUCUGGAAUUUUUGCUGAAAAAUUCCACUUUGAUACAAUACCACAGAUGUUUUGGUUGAACUAGAAUUCCAGAAUUAGAUUUAAGUGUUUUCAGAUAAAGUAGGGUAAGCCCACUUAUUUAUUGGAUAAGGAAGUCAUAUAAAGUACCUGGUUUUGUUGUUUUUUAAAUAAAUACAUAAGUAAAGUACCUGGUUUUUAAGCAGUGUUUUUUGAGGCACCUUAGUGACCAGAAUUCCUGAAAUAUCCUGUGACUGGAAGGGUAGCUUGGGUCUCGCAGAUGAUCUGUUCUGUUAAAAAAAUUAAAUGCAUGCACAUGCAUGUGUGUAUUUUAGACAGGGACAUUACAUUAGAAGCAGAGCCAUGAAAUUUUUGGAAUGAUCUUCAACCACCAGCCAGCAAGGGGUGAAAUAAUGCAAGGAAUUCCUUUAUUAAAGCCGAUGGGACUUAGGUUGGAGUGGGGAUGGGAUUAGAGACAGCCAGAGGAACAUUCAGCCCACAGACUGUCUAGUGACACCAGGUUUCCAAGGAGUGACCGGUUGUAUUGGGGGGGAAUGUGAUUUCUCCAAAUACAUGCUACAAACUGCUCUCUCUAAUGGUGUUUUUUACUUGCAGUCAGAAAUGUAUGCUGCACUAUGUGGUCAGAGUCAUAUUAUUAAAGUUUAGACUCAAGGACAAAUCUUCCCUCAUUUCAUUGGAAGGGAAUAAAAGUUUAGUAAGUAGAACUUUUAAAGAACAAAACCACAUCUCUUGUAAUGUAUUCAGUGAGGCCCCUUCUGGAAUAGUUUCUGGAGGUCGGGUCGCUCUGGCAGCUGUGCUUAUUGGUUGUACGUCAUUAGUACACGGGGAGCCAGAGCUCCUAGGGCAGCACCCUCUCACCUGCCUCAGCCGCAGAGUUCAGGGAUUUUUUCCCUCCAAGGAUGAGGGAGAGGGGCUUUACCCCAAACACACAGGGUGGAUUACCACUUCUGGCAGUCAUUCUUCCUAAAUCUCAGCAUACAUUCUUUUUGCCUUCUUUUGUAAGACUUAACUCUUGAAAGAUUUUUUUUUUCCACCUCAUGGGUCCCUAAAUUGACAGUUAAGUUUGGACAGUUUGAAAUCUUGCUGCAUAUAUAACAGGGAGCUUCACAGACUCUUGUGGCCGCCCCUCCCCCUGCCCCCCCACUACCUCAGUGACGGCUCAUGGAGUUCUGCAAGUGGCAAAAGCCAAGAAUGAAGGAGGCAAAGUUCAGAACCGCAAUAUUCAUAUUGAAUCAUUUUGUUGUUGCUCUUUAAAAACAAAUGAGCUGAUUUUCUUCCUGGAAUCUCAGAGGGUUAUCACAAAGGGCCAGGAAAAUUAAUUUAGUUCAUUUAGUCACUCAGGAGUGUUUAUUAAGCAUCUACUUAUAACUCCCCAACUACAGCUCUCCCUCCCAGACAAAAUAUACUUUGGCAUAGAAAUUAUCCUGUAGAAUCGAAUUGGUUCUGUGUACUGCAUAUUGAUUGGAUUUGACAGGAUUUCCUGUCUAAUAGGUUUGUGAAAACAAGUUUCUUUUAUGAAAGUGCUAAGUUUAUUUGGCAGAAUUUCAUUACACAUGGAUAGAAUUGAAUACCUUGAAAGGUCAGUAGCAGCAAGUCUGUUAGCUUUGAUAGUUGAAUGAAUGAAUGAAUGAAUGACAGCAGUAACUGCUACUCUGUCAGCUCUCUGUUGGGUGGAUGCGUGCAUGGAUUCACAGCCUAGGCAUUUUUAUAAAAUGUCAUUACUCUUAAAGCAGCUGUAAAAUGUGAUUGUUUAUGUAACCAUAUAACCCAAUUAUAAAUAUAUUUCAGGCAAGAACCACACUGAUAUGUUUUACUGAUUAAAUGUAGCAAACAGGUAUAUAAGAACUAUUUCUUUGUGAAGAAAAGUUAUUAGUAAGUUUGACAUUAUAAGGCAUGUAAUGUACACAUACUGGCUGACAAUUCUACAUGGAUUCUUCAGCAGUUUUGUUUUUGUGGAGGUGCUUAUUUUAGUUUCCCCAAAGCCUUAAAAUUCCUGGGAAUAGAAAGGUGUUGCUGCCAUGAACUUUUCUGCUGAGUUUCAGAGGGAAUAAGUUAUUCACUGUUUAAUUUCCAGUGAUCUUCUGGCAUGGCCUGAUUUAUAUAUAUAUAUAUAUAUAUUCUUUUAAUUGUAUUUCUUUUCACUUUAGGCAGGGUGUUACAGUGAAAAGACUGAGAGCAUUCAAGAAACCAAAGUUCUGAUCUCAUUUCUGUCAUGUACAGAACAAAUCAGGACCUAUUUCCAACACCUAUGAAAUGAAAGGACUUGACCUUUAAGUUCCUUUCUGAUUCUGAUAUUCUGUGCUAAACCUGACUUGAAUAACUUGAGGCUGCAGAAGGAUUGUGCACAGAGCUCCUGAUUUAGAUCUGGGCUACAGCCUUUCUUCUGUUGCCUUUUUCUGGUUGUAUGAUAUUGGCCCAGUCUCCCUCAGGCCUUAGUUGUUUUCAUCUGUAAAAUGGGAACACUACCAACUCACACUUCUUGUGAGGAUUAAAUUUGAUAAUGGAUAUAGUGCUUUGUACAUGGGAAGGGACUAUAAAUUGCUUUAUAAACAACAAAGGAGAGCAUAUAACCCUCUGUAGGUGCACGUUUGUUAUGAUGAUAGAUUCAACUUUUGCUGUCCAGCCUCCCUUCAGUCAAAUGUGUUUUACAGACCUAUAUGGAAGGUUUUUCUUCUGUCCCAAAACUGUUCUCUCAUCAUCUCUUCUGACUAGAGCUGCAAUUGCUUAUCUCCCAACAUUUCCUUCGGCCCCAGUGGUUUCUCCCUACCUCCAACUCUGUUAUUUGAACUAAAUGAAUGCAUGAGUGCACAAAUGAAUGGAUGAAUGAUGGUGAUGGGUGGUGAAAUUCAUAUUUAAUGGCACUAUCUCAUUGAAGACAUAUCUAAAUAAAGAACUACAAUGAU